Messenger RNA from Hippocampus comes (tiger tail seahorse), 12748 nucleotides. RefSeq names its product vacuolar protein sorting 13 homolog B (gene vps13b). Lineage: Eukaryota; Metazoa; Chordata; Actinopteri; Syngnathiformes; Syngnathidae. The record is from RefSeq and is a predicted model, not a curated record. Bases 314 to 12301 code for a protein of 3995 amino acids. The transcript has 67 exons.
CAGACAUGCGGAAGUCGUAAUGGUGUUUACCGGUGACGCUGACUCUGGAGCUGUAGAUAACUGCAGCUUGCGUCUGACAAUGCAAUGAAAUCGUCACUGUAAAUACAAAUUCAAUAGCCACAGAAUCGCAGAUUGAGUCGCGUGAGAGCAUGUUUUUGUCAGGCGUGUCUGCUGUUUAGCUUCGUGGAGACGAAGUUACGAGGACUUCUUCGGAGCUUUAGCUUAGCUACUCUGUCUCGCAGCAGGCGAGCUGGAUGCUUCCAAUGGUGACAGUUCAUAGCUAGGCUAAACACACACCCAAAAGAGGGACAAGAUGUUGGAGUCCUAUGUCACACCUCUCCUGAUGAGCUAUGUAAACAAGUACAUAAAGAAUCUGAAGCCAUCUGACUUGCAGCUGUCUCUCUGGGGAGGAGAUGUCGUGCUCAGCAAGUUGGACCUGAAGCUGGAUGUGCUUGAACAGGAAUUGAAGCUUCCUUUUACAUUCAUGAGUGGUCAUAUCCAUGAGCUGCGUAUUCACGUUCCCUGGACCAAGCUGGGCUCUGAGCCUGUCGUCAUCACCAUCAAUACCAUGGAGUGCAUUCUAAAGCUGAGGGAUGGAGACCAGGAUGACCAUGAGAGUGGGUCUAGUUCCACGAGUCGCAGCGUCUCAGAGAAUUCCAAGGUUGUCGGCAAGCCCCGCCGACUGCAGCAGGCUGCCCCCAGUGACCCGGACCUUCCCCCAGGUUAUGUGCAGAGCCUGAUUCGACGUGUGGUGAAUAAUGUGAAUGUUUUGGUGAACAACUUGAUAUUGAAGUACGUCGAGGAUGACAUUGUGUUGUCAGUCAACAUUACUUCAGCAGAAUGCUACACAGUGGACGAUGUGUGGGAGAGGGCCUUCAUGGACGUCACUGCUCCAGAACUCGUUCUUCGGAAAGUGAUCAACUUUUCAGAUUGUACUGUGUGCUUGGACAAACGGAAUGCAAGUGGCAAGAUCGAAUUCUACCAAGACCCGCUGUUGUACAAAUGCUCUUUCCGAACACGUCUUCAUUUUAGUUAUGACAACAUCAAUUCGAAGAUCCCCUCUGUCAUCAAAAUCCAAACCAUGGUGGACAGCCUGAAGUUGUCGAUUACAGAUCAGCAACUGCCCAUGUUUAUCCGAAUUUUGCAACUGAUUAUUGCGCUCUACUAUGGGGAAAUUGGUGGGCAUAAAGAAGCAGAACGAGAAGAGGGAAGCUGUCAUGUCAGGGAAGCUGGAACAAAUUUACCUGGGAUGGAUAUGGACAUAGCAAACCAAGUUCCGAGCCAGUACUCUAAUCAAGAGUUCUUCAUGGACUCGGGCCUUUCACCAGAUAGCAACCAGGGCUGGGUGUCUUGGGCGUGGUCAUUUGUUCCAGCUAUUGUGAGCUAUGAGGAGGGCGAGGAAGGUCUCUACCAGCAAAGAGAGACAGGGAACAUCCCAAACAAUCCCCAACAACACACACCCAAGGAUCCUAUUGUGUCAAUAGGCUUCUACUGCACCAAGGCUUCUGUAACAUUUAAGCUGACAGAAUCCCAGGCAGAGAGCAGCUACUACAGUCCCCAGAAGGUUAAGUCAAGAGAGGUCUUGGGCUUGGAACAAGAGGGAAUCACUCUUGAGGUGCUUAUGAAAGGAGAGCCCUUCUUUGACUGUCAGAUUGGCUUUGUGGGCUGCCGGGCUCUCUGUCUGAAAAGCAUCAUGGGAGUGCGGGAUUUUGAAGAAAACAUGAACCGACCUGAAGAGGAUGCAGUGUUCUUCAACUGUGGCGACACACUACACGGCAAAGGAAUGACCUACCUUACCAACUCUCUGUUUGACUACCGGAGUCCAGAGAACAAUGGCGUCAGAGCUGAGUUCAUCCUGGAUUCCGUUACUCAUAAGGAGACCUACACAGAGAUAGCAGGCAUGCAGCGCUUUGGUGCUUUCUACUUGGAUUACCUCUACACAAUGGAGAACAGCAGCAGCAAAGAUACUCAGGACUUCUCUGCGGUGAAUGUGGAAGAGGUACUGCCAACUAUUCAAGAAGCAUCCAUCAAGAGACUUGUGGUGGGACCUUUAGACAUCAAACUGCACAGUAGCGCUGUCCAUCGUAUACUUAAAAUGGUCGCCUGUGCCAUGGACCAUGAGUAUGAACCUUAUUGCAAACCGCAGCAAGAAAUGGUGGAGGAGAGUUGCUGUCCUGUCACCCCAGAAGAGAUUUCAAGAUUAGAGGAAUUUAUCCCCACCAGACUCACUUGUCUCACACUCCUCCAAGUCUCAGUCACAGUUUCUAUGGCUGAAUUCAACCUUCUUCACAUGCUAAUGCCUGUCAUCAAGGGGGGCAAGGCUACACCAGGACUGGUCAACAUAUCAGCAUUUCAGCCAGUGCGCCCCCUACCAGCUGUGCAGUUUCAGGUGGAGAGAGUGAAUGUUGAACAUUCGGUGCCGAUGUAUGCACUGGAGUUGGUCAGCACUGUUAGUUCUCUGAACCAGCCUCCUGACAACCUCCUACAUCACUGCUACGCACAUUUUUACCUCAAGGUGUUUGGGUUCCAGGCAGGCCUGACAUGCCAAGACGCUACAGGCGGGUUCCUUCCUCUCAUCCCUGUUAUUCCGUCCUUUAGCACAGCAAUUUAUGGGAAGAUGAUCCAGAAGCCUGCAUGCUGGAGUAAAAGGUCUUCGGUCCCCACCACAGAAUGUAUUUUGGAGCUUCCUCACUUCACUGUGCAGGCUACAAGAGCCCAGACGCAUUUGCUCCAAGCAAUCUGGCAGAGCUGGACACAUGGCAUGUUGAAUGGGGCACCCUCGACGCUCAGCGAAAGCCUCAUCAACGAGGUUUACAAAGCUCCAGGUGUGAAAUCUCUAGGCUCGUCACCGACUCUUGAGGGCUCGCUCCAGAAUCUUGAGCUGAAGUUCUGCAGCCGUGCAACAGUGAAAUGCGCCUCUGGAACCGUGGGAGCUGUAAAAGUGUGUGCCAGGACCCCAGGCUCAGGAGAAGUCGUAAAGGAGAAGCUUGUUCCUCUGAUCCAGGGCCCAUCCGACACAAAGGAACUUCAUAUGAGGCGAUGGCUGAAUGAGAGCCGCAAACCUGAAUCCCUUUUGGCUCCUGACCUGCUGGCAUUUUCUGUGCAAGUGCCACAGCAAGCAGACGACUGCAGGAACUCAGGUGCAGUUCUCUUGGCCAGUGUCCAGGGUAUAUCGAUCAACGUGGACCCGAUCAUUUGCGCGUGGCUUCUGCAUCAGCCUCAUAGAGGGAGCAGCAGGCAACAGCAACAGAAGCAAGGUCCAGGUCCAGUUCCCUUGGCAAAGCGGAGAGAGGAUGAGGUAUCGGUAGGCAGCACACCAUUGGUCAAGCAGCCCUCCAAUCAAGCUUCUGACUAUGCAAGCAGCCCUGUCAAAACCAAGACUGUCACAGAAUCCCGUCCCCUUUCCAUUCCUAUGAAGGUGAUGCCUGACACGACAGCCGCCGAGUUCUUGGUAACGUCAGAGGAACAGAUGAAGGAGCUCAUUGGCCAUGCUUGGGAUUCAGUUAAACGUCUUACUGUACAGCUGGAGCUGCAAUCAUGUUGUGUGUUCCUGCCCAAUGACAGCCUUCCAUCCCCAAGCACCAUCAUCUUUGGUGACAUUCCUGGUACGGUGCGUAGCUGGUACCACAACCAAAAAUCUAUGCCAGGAACCCUUGUGGUCUGCCUGCCCCAGGUCAGUGUCCUCAGUGCUGGGCACAAGUACAUGGAACCAGUGCAGGAGCUCCCGUUUGUGGUCUCCAAGCCCAUCCUAGAAGAAGGUGAUGCUUUCCCAUGGACAAUUAGCCUGAGUCAAUUUAGUGUGUACACUCUGCUGGGGCAGCAGCGCAGCCUGAGCCUCCUCACACCGAUUGGGUGUACUUCCACUUUGGCAGUCACGUCACAUAAGUCGCCAAACUGUUCAGAAGGAAGACACUCUUUUGUUGUCUGCCUCCAUGUUGAUCUGCAGCCCAUCCAAGUCAAGUGCUCCAAUCCUCAGGUGCAGCUGUUGUACAAGCUCCUUCUCAGCUGGACGUCGACAUGGGCUCGUCUCCAGAAGCAUGGUAUUUUACGUCAGUCUGCCAGUAUCCCAGAGCCCCCCGCUGGUGCUGCUCCAUCCUCUUCAGUACACAGCAGUGCUGGUACAGCUCUGCCUGAUACGAGCACCUAUAGCCCAUCUGCAGAUGUGGGAUCCCCUACUGAGGGUGAUUCGGUACCAGGAGGUGAUGAUGGUCCUUUUGCUGACACAGUGACCCUGGAACAGAAAACUAGCAGCAUUGGAGGAACGAGUGGAAAAGUCAGCCUUUGGAUGCAGUGGAUGUUACCCAAGGUUAUUGUUAAACUGUUUGCUCCUGACCCAGCAGUCAUAAAAACAGAAGUCUGCGUGGUCAGUGAACUGGAAGACUUGAGUGCCUCAGUAGAUAUCCAGGAUGUUUACACUAAGAUCAAAUGUAAAGUUGGCAGCUUCAACAUUGACCACUACAGAUGCAGUACGGAGGAGGGUGUUCGGCAGAGCUGUGGAGGAGUGGUCCUCUCUUGCACUGACAAGCUGAACAGGCGCACUGUGUUGGUUCGACCGGUCAGCAAGCAAGAUUCUUUCAGCCAAUUCUCUGGUUUUUUCCCUCCUACGGCAGCCAAGGUCUUGGAAGGCUCUCACCAGCAACAUGGAUUCUUAUCCAUUACCUACACACAGGCUGUCACCAAAAAUGUUCGUCAUAAACUCACCACGCGGCCUGAGAGGCCAGCACGCAGCGCUUCCACAGCUGGGCAGCGGAUUCCCGCUGAUCCACUGGCAGAUGGUUCACCUCAGUACCUGAGAGAAAUCCUUCUGACAGCUCAGCCGUUUGAUGUUGUUCUGUUCUGUCCUUUGUUAACGACUGUAGUUGGAAUAUUUCAGACGACAGUACCAAGACGCUACAAAGACCGUGGAAAGUCAGCAGGGCAGCCGAUGAGGAGCCACACAUUGACCUCUCGGUGUUUACCUCUCAUCUACAUCAACACCAAUUUAAUCAGGGUUUUCUGUCCUAGAUCACCUGAAAAAACUACGACACCAGAUCUCCAUGCGGAUAAAGAAGACACCUUGGUAUUAAAGUUGGGUUCCCUUAGCAUGGCUCCUCAGGCUGAUAACCCGCUCUCUCGCACUGUGCUGCGCAAAGACCUCUACCAACGUGCAUCAAACCUUGGUAUCCUGCGUGACCCAGGCUCAGAGGUUGAGGAUCGCCAAUAUCAAGUCGACCUUCAGUCCAUCAACAUUGGCACCGCUCAAUGGGAGCAACUCAAGCCAGAGAAGGAGGGAAUAAAAGGAGGUGUAUCCACGGACGGUGAGAGGAACUCUCAGAACCCGGCCCUGGAAUGGAACAUGGCCAGCAGUAUCAGGAGGCACCAGGAGCGUCGGGCCAUCCUGACACCCAUUGUGACUGAUUUCUCUGUCCGAGUGACUGCUGCCCCCGCCAUCAUCUUCAGCAAGAAUGUCUCCGUUGAUACUGGACAAGCAGAGGACUUAGUGGUGUGUGGCCAUUCUCUUGAGGUUAAUGUGACCAGCAGUCUGGAUUUUUACCUCAGCGUUGCUCAGGUGCACCUCCUUCAACAGCUUCUCAGAGACAACCUCGGAGGCAUGGACAUGCCUUUGCAAGGCACUGAGAUGCGUAAACAGGAGCAGAAGCAAAGCAGUCGAGGCUCCUUGACAGGAAUCGACUCUUCUUCUCGCCACAGCGGCAACGGGAAGGACAGCGGCUUCGGCAGCGAUAGCGCCCGCAUCCGAAUUGUCCAGAUUGAGCAGCAGAGCGGGACCAGUCACCACUGCAUAGCCAGGCCUUCCCAGAAGUCCACUAUUACCAAAAACCUCAACUUUAUUCCAUUCGACAUCUUUCUUACGGCUAGUAGGCUGUCUUUCAUGGCCUAUGAAUGCUCUAAUCUCCCACAGGCCCCCACUUCAUUCGACAGCUCGCAGGAUCGGAAAGAGCCCAUUGAAAAGGUGGGAAAGAGUGCUCUUAACCAGCCGGAAAUUCUGCCUGAGGCUCCUCCAGCCUCGACUUGCACAUCCCCAGACCCUGCUGCCCAGGUUACUCUGACAGACCUGACUGCUGAAGACAUCCUCAACAGCAAUGUCUCCCCGAUGCUGAGAGGCAGUCUGCUGUCCCUUAACUCCGUGUCAACCCCCAGCCGCUCCUCAGCACGGCAAGCGCUGGGGGUGACAAUUGUGAGGCAGCCCGGAAGAAGAGGGCCUGCUGACCAGGUGCUGGAACCGCUGCUGUAUCUGCAGGUGAUCCAACCUUCGGCUCUUCUUAGCUGCCACCACCGCAAGCAGAGAAUGGAGAUCUCUGUGUCCAGACAUCGAUUCCAUCUCUCUGUUCCCUUGACAGCUGAACUGCAUUUACAGUUCUCUCGCCCUUUGAAAGUCAACCCAACACUGGUCAAACUGGAGCAGACCAAAGCCUACCUGAACAAAGUCUUGCCAAACCACACGCGGAAAACGUCCAGCCCUCAUUCAUCCCCCACAAAGAUGCCAACCAGAGCCUUUUCCCCACCCCAUCAAAAUCAAGGCCACAGUAAAGCAAGCGGCAUCGAUGCCUUGGCUUUGUCCUUCCACAAGGUCUCGCUCCACACGACACAGAUUGUGAUUGUCCUGGAGACGGAGGCCCAUCCGAUGAGGCCCAGCGUGACCGUGUCUGUGUCAUCACUGAUGGGAAGUCUCAACUUAAAGACAGGCCCGAACAUUGAGGAUGCAGUGCAAUCUGCUUCUGUGCAGCUGGAGCUGCAAGAUGUGCUGAUGAGAACAGGGCUGAAGGACAGAAGUCACCUUCUACUGGGGCCGUUUUCUUGCAGCGGCUCGCUGGAGGCUAGGUGGUGUCGACACAGUGGUAGUCCUGGACCUGAGCCCGGUCCCCCUAAACUGCUGCUGGACCUGAAAGGAGGCCUGCUGCAGGUUUUCUGGGGACAGGAACAUCUUAACUGCCUGAGGCUGGUGGAGGAACACCUCCAAGCAUAUCACUCUGCACAGAAAGGGGACUCGCUGGAAAACUUCCCUAGAGGCCAGACCUUCCAGACCCAGCCACCGUCCUCUCCAGGUUCCCCCUGUUCUCGCUCAGAACACAGCUCUGAUGACCUGCGAACAGGACACUUUCAGUACAUCCAGGACUCAGGUUCCCAAAGAUGGCCAGGACCACAUGAGGUUGUGUUCUACGGUGAAACAGAAGAUAGCGGCGGACUAAUGCUGUGGAGGUAUCCUGAACCUCGUGUCCUCACCUUCAUCAGGAUAACUCCAGUUCCUUUCAACACCACAGAGGACCCGGAAAUCAGUAUGGCUGACCUAGGGGAUGCCUUACAGGUACCAUGCAGCCUAGAGUACUGGGAUGAGCUCCAGGAUGCCUUUGUUCCAUAUCGAGACUUUAGCCUAUCAGAGAGCCGUGCCUGCCAACUGCAGCUUCCCAGUCUCAGCUUCACUGAUCAGCAGAAGGAGCUGGUGGCCUCAGAUGUCUGGAGGAUCGUCCUCAACAAUAACAGCGAGGGAGGAGAUGAACAGAGUUCAGAUAGUGAUUCUGGAUCCCAACUACCGUGCGAUCAGUUGGUAUCGCCCAUGGCCCUGGCAGCGUGCACCCGUGUGGACUCCUGCUUUGCACCUUGGUUUGUUCCCUCCUUGGGUGUGUCCCUGCAGCUGGCACAGAUGCAAGUUCAUCUCUGCCACCAUCUAGAACAACUGGGAACAGUUCCAUCUCAAAAGCUUCGGCCCUUCCUGCCAGACAGAAAGAUACCUCAGAAACAAGAGUUCAUGGUUAUUGGUACUUGGGAGCCACACAUUUUCCUGCGUCAGUGGACCAGUGGCCCAAGGCGUUGUCAGGAAUUCAACUUUUCCACCCAGCUUGAAUGCAAGCUGCUGGAGUAUCGAAACUUAACACACCUGCAAGUUCUGCAACCCUGUGUAAUACAGGGCCACGCUACAGCCACAUGUUGUCCCCAAAGCAGUGUGUGGGAUGCAAACAUCUUUAUGGAGCCUAUGUUUGCCACGAUCAGUCAGUAUGCCAUCCACACAUUAGACACCGCCGUGAAAAGCUGGCAACAGAAUGGAAACCCAGAGGCUGAGGAACUACUUUACAGCCACUAUGUCAUCUGUAAUGAUACCCAUGAGACUCUGCGCUUUGGCCAGGUGGACACAGAUGAGAAUGUGCUACUGGCAAGCCUCCACAGCCACCAGUACAGCUGGAGAUCCCACAAAUCUCCCCAGCUGCUCCACAUCUGCAUCGAAGGCUGGGGUAACUGGCGCUGGUCUGAGGCUUUCAGUGUGGACAAUGUGGGGACCCUGCUCAGGACCAUUGAGUACAAAGGCCGCACAGCCUCACUCAUCAUCAAGGUGGUGCAGCUUAAUGGUGUCCAGAAACAGGUGAUAAUCUGUGGACGGCAGGUCAUGUGCAGCUAUCUAACUGAGGAUAUUGAGCUGCGGUUGGUGCAGCACUAUGUUGGCCCUGAUGCUCAGACGGUCGUCAGAGAACACUAUGACUGCCUGGAGGCAGGGACGAAGUUGCCUUCCUAUAUUCUGGAAGAUGCGGAACUGACAGAGUUGUGUGUGAGGGCCCGAGGAGAUGACGACUGGUCCCAGGAUGUGCAGCUCGAGAGGAAGGACAAGGGCACCAGCAGCUCUGUUGUACAGGUUCCAUGUUCUGGUUGUUCUUUGCUCUUUGUCUGGUGUAAUCUCAUCACGAUUGAGCCCGAUUCCCACAUGCAGCAACGAGUGGUUGUUUUUAGUCCACUAUUUGUCAUGAGGAGCCACUUGCCAGACCCAGUAAUCAUCCACAUAGAGAAGCGAAGCCUUGGACUGAGAGAGAGCCAGCUGGUUCUCGGACAAGGCCACCAGGAGCCCCUGUUCAACACUGAAGCAGACCUCACGCAUCACCUCACUUUUCAGGCCAGUGAGGAUAAGGACACUUCCCACUGUGCCGUGCCCAUCUCCACAAGCCUCAUCAAACAGAUAUUGGACAAGAAUGGCGAUGAGGACAACCUGGAGCGCAUCCUUGGUGAUUUUUAUGGUCAAAAAGCAUCCACUGAGUCAUCAUGGCCCUACGUCUCCAAAGACACUGACAGGUCAGUACCAGAGCCCCUUGCCCAGUGGGAUAGUCCCAUGCAAGUAAAGUUAUCGUGCUGGAAAUCAGGCCUGAGCACCUUGCUGGUGGAGUUGCUGCCUUGGGCCCUGUUGGCUAAUCACUCCCAGUGGGAUCUUUGGCUUUUUGAAGGAGAGACCAUUGUGCUCCAGAUACCAGCCGGCAAGGUUAUAGUCCCACCCAACGUCAAGGAAGCUUUCCAAAUCGGCGUCUACUGGGCUCAAACAAACACUGUCCACAAGUCUACAGCCAUGAAACUCGUCCAUGAUCUAACCUCACCUCGAUGGAAGGAGGGGACAGAUUCAGAGGUGAUAACGUUGGAUGAGGAAGGAUACGUAGAGGCUAACAUCACCCUGGGAGCUGUCCCUGGCAGACAGAAGCUAUGUCAGUUCUGUGUGUCAUCCACGGUGAAACAUGGCAUCCAGAUUCUCCAGAUAGAGGACAGAACAAUCCUUGUCAACAGCACUCCUUACACAAUACACUACAGGCCUCUGCUGACUGACCACAGGCUGGGAAGUGACAACCAGGCCUAUGACGUACCAGAGACGACAGCAUUCGACUUGGCUCCCUCUGAGCCGUCAUCUCCGAGCAAACCUUGCUCUCUGCCAUGCUGGGAUCAUCUUCAAACCAGCAAUCAGGGAAAAAUGGAGUUCCCCUUGCCAGUGAAAUGCAUGCUUUUCAGUUCAUUAUCAAGGCCUGAUGCCAGACAUGGGCCUACAGCAUGGAGCCUCCCCGCACUCAUCCGACCAGACUUCCUUCGGCAGAGCAUGUCGGUUCCUGGUGAAACAAGCUCUGGGGGUGGCCCGAUCAGCAGGGCCAUAGUCUUGACGUACCAGGAGCACCUCGGAGUGACAUACAUUACUCUAAAUGAGGAUCCUUGCCCUCCCAUGUUGGUUCACAACAAAUGUCCUAUUCAACUUUUGCUUAAGGAGAAUGUCAAAGAGACUCCAAGGACUGAAGUGUACUGUUGUCUUCUUCCUGCAAAUAGCUCUGUGCACCAUGAGCUCUACCAUCACUUUUCUAGUUUCCCCGACUGCAGGCAGAGAGAAGCACUGCCCACACUGUUGCUAAAAACCACAGCAGAUGUUGGCAGCACAGACUGGACCGACCCUAUUGACAUCAAUUGCCCUGGUACUCAGGUGGUGUUCCUGCCAGGUUUUGGUUGUCUCUACAUUGAUGUGGGAUAUGAGAGAGGCACCUUGGUUCUUUCUCUUUCACCAGAGGGCGGUGUCGAUUCUGUAACCAACCAGCACAGCAGGUCAACCAAGCUGUCCUUAACUUUCCUUUUGAGUGAGGCCAGCGUAGUGUUGAGUGAUGAUAUCACCAGCCCCUCAGGUUCAGUGGAGCUGCUAAGACUCACACUGACCAACCUUUUCCUCAGACUGACCCCAGCAUCCACCUCGCUGCCCCCCGACGUGACCCUCGAGCCUGGGGCAGCUACGGAAUCCAUUUUUACUCUGAUGCGUGACGCCUCACUGAUCGAGGUUUACUGCUUGUGCCUACAAGUGGACAACCAGCUGUACAACCGUGCAAGCUUCCACUUCCCCGUGCUGCUGUGCCAGGAGCAGAGGGGAGUGGCCGAGCCCAGGAAUCAAUGGAGUAACCAUGACAUUCCCACUGAGACUCCUGAACUCCUGGAGGAGUUUAAGCGUUCUUGUUUCCUCCAGCUGAGGCUAAUCCUGGCUGUGGACAGAUGCACUCUGGAUGAGGUCAAUUUCCAGGUGCAGCCCGCUAGAGUGUACCUUGAAGAUACAUUUGUUUACUAUGUUAAAACCUUGUUCCACACCUUCAUCCCCGACUCUGCGAUUGCCUCAGUGAAGCCACAGAAGUGUCAAGUAGAGUCAGCCCCCAUCCUCCCUCAGCAGGUACUUCAGUCAACACAGGCGCUGGUCCGGCCUGUGCGUCUGCACAGGCUGACUAUUCAGCCAAUCCACCUGCUGGUCAGCAUCCAUGCAUCCCUCAAGCUCUACAUUGCCUCAGACCACACUCCUUUAGCCUUCUCCCUGUUUGAGAGAGGGCCACUCUGCACUACAGCCAGACAGCUGGUCCACGCUCUGGCGAUGCAUUAUGCUGCUGGGACCCUCUUCAGAGCCGGCUGGGUUGUGGGGUCUUUGGAGAUCCUGGGCAGUCCUGCCAGCCUGGUGCGCAGCAUCGGUAAUGGCGUGUCCGAUUUCUUCCGCUUGCCGUACGAGGGUCUGACUCGCGGACCCGGCGCCUUUGUCAGUGGCGUCUCCAGGGGAACCACUUCUUUCGUCAAGCACAUCUCAAAAGGCACCCUGACAUCCAUCACCAACUUGGCAACCAGCUUAGCCAGAAACAUGGAUCGGCUGUCUCUGGAUGAAGAGCACUACACCAGGCAGGAGGAGUGGAGACGGCAGCUCCCGGAGAGUCUGGGUGAUGGACUCAGGCAAGGCCUGUCACGACUUGGCAUUAGUUUAUUAGGAGCAAUAGCGGGCAUUGUGGACCAGCCCAUGCAGAAUUUCCAAAGGAAUUGGGAGAUGCAGAGCACAGCUGGUAGUAGAGCCAAGGGCGUCAUCUCUGGCGUGGGCAAAGGAAUUGUGGGGGUUUUCACCAAGCCCAUUGGAGGAGCAGCUGAACUGGUGUCCCAGACUGGAUUUGGGAUCCUCCACGGAGCAGGACUGUGGCAGCUUCCGAAGCAACUUUACCUGCCAGCAGAGGAGAAAUCCGCCGAAGCCCCCAACAGCCACCUUAAAUAUGUUUGGAAAAUGCUGCAGUCUUUAGGACGACCAGAGCUGCACAUGGCCUUAGAAGUGACCAUCGUCAGCGGGUCGGGCCAGGAGCAUGCUGGAUGCCUGUUGCUUACCUCGGAGGUCCUCUUUGUGGUCAGCCUCAGUGAGGACACGCAGCAGCAGGCCUUCCCCAUCACGGAGGUCGAGUGUCAGCAGGAGGCGGGACAGCAUGGGCAGCUAACGCUCACAUUGCAGCAGCAGACAGUAGCCCGUGACACAGAGGGCGAAGGUGUGCGGGAGCGUCUAUCGGAGCAACAGUAUCAGCGCCUGGUGGAGUACGUGAAGCGUACCUCCCAUUAUUUCCCUCCCUCUGCUUCAUCACUGCAGCUGCCGCCUCCAGUGACGCUCGCUGAGCCGCCAGCCUCUCUCACCAAGUCAUACCGCUACCUGGUUGAUCCCGCUUUUGCCAAGGUAUUUGUAAGCAAGUUCACCAUGGUAAGGGAAAAAGCCUUACGAAUCGGAUUCCACCAUCUGUCUUGCUGAAAUGGAUCAGCUGCACUUUUUAAGAUAACCAAUUAACGCCACAUAUACCCAAAAGGAACAGUUUGUAUUACUUGAGGGGAUCAACCAAGUGUGAAAACAUCAAGCAUUGCCUUCAUGAUUUUCUACUAAUAUAAACAUGAGAACUGUAAAGCAGAUACCAGAACUCUUUUUUUUUUUUAAUUCAUUGUCCAUAAAUAGAGGAAAAGGAAUUCUUGUCAGCUAUAAUGUUGAAUUAAGCCACAAACACCAGCUGCCAACCAUAUAUGAUGUAACAUGUUUCACAGUACCACUGUACUUUGUCACUGUACAUAAUGCCAAAUCCUGCUGUUUUCGCCUUUUAUAGUGUUAUUGUAUUUCUGGGUUUCAGUAUAUUGUAUAAGGUUUCAGUACUAUGCCUUUCAAAUUAUAUUGAGAGAAUAUGUUAAUAAUAAAAAAAUAACUACUGAG